Penicillium argentinense is the source of this 2943-nucleotide messenger RNA. RefSeq names its product mitofusin. The transcript has 4 exons. Gene Ontology annotation, cellular component: mitochondrial outer membrane. NCBI's taxonomy places the organism in Eukaryota, Fungi, Ascomycota, Eurotiomycetes, Eurotiales, Aspergillaceae. Bases 1 to 2943 code for a protein of 980 amino acids. Gene Ontology annotation, biological process: mitochondrial fusion. Gene Ontology annotation, molecular function: GTPase activity; GTP binding. The record is from RefSeq and is a predicted model, not a curated record.
AUGCCGGCGCUAAACUCCUUCAGGCUACGAACGUCACCUUGGAAAACUUCCCUAUCCGAGGAAACAAACACUCGGAAAAUCUUCGAUGGCUGCCCAGUGCUGUGUCUAUCCGUCAUGAGUCAGGAAUAUUUCCCUAGUGAGGGCUCCUCGAAGGCUGGCUCUUCCCGUUUUCCGGGCGAGGAGGAAGAAAUGAGUCCUUUUCAACCCCCGCCAGCAUACAUGACUGUGGGCAAUGGAUCAACUUCGGAAAGCGCUACAGCACUGAUGUCUUCACUGAAUAACGAUUCCGGAUAUGGAGGCAGCAUUGCUGGCGAUAGCACCCAAGAGACCGAUGCGAGUGCAGCUUGGCGCGCAGAGCUGAGGCAAGAUAGACCAACUCCCGCGCAUACUCCGACGCGCCCCGGCGAGUGGAAUCCCGCAAGGCUGACCUCUUCUGCUGCAGCUGAUCACGAGAGACAAGUUGUCGCAAACCACGUGCAUCAGCUUCUUUACAACUCGAACCGAACUAAACUAGGUCGCGCAAUCUCUCGGACAGUCGAAACUUUGAAGGAGCUUCAGGAUAUGAACCGCCAGUGGCCUGCCCACUACCCUUCCGUGCAAAACGCCCAAAACAACCCUCUGUCCCCCUCAGAACGCCCCCAGCUACACCAUGCACAGUCGGAUAUUGGACAGAACGAAAGCAGGUCCUCAACGCCACCUCGUCCUGGGUCGCUUAAACGUGCUGCAACCACAACUGGGGAUGAUCUUGGAGAGUCUAGCGCCACUGCCGAGCGCCGUGCACCACCUGAGCCCAGAUUGAUUACCCCUCAGAUCGCUCAGGAAUUCUCGAUUCUCAAGUUGGAUCUGAAACUGGGUGCUCUGUCGCAGGCGGAGCUGGUACACUCGUUGGAGAAAGGUUCGAUCGCCUCGUUGUUGGAUGGGAAAAUCAACCAGAGCAUUAAGCACCUACUUUCCCUACGAGACCGUAUCGAAGAUACUUCGAGCAAAGUCUUGAUCACAGGAGAUUUGAAUGCCGGCAAAUCAACAUUUUGCAACGCUCUUCUUCGCAAGAAGGUUCUCCCCGAAGACCAGCAACCUUGUACCAGCAUUUUCUGUGAAGUCCUGGACGCUCGAGAGAACAACGGUAUUGAGGAGGUACAUGCUGUGCACAAGAAUGUCCAGUAUAACCGCAACGAUGAAACCACAUACGACGUCUAUUCGAUGAGCGAGCUCGAAAACAUCGUUGUGGAUAACUCCAAGUAUAUGCAGUGCAAAGUCUAUGUCAAGGAUGUUCGAACUAUUGACGAGUCUCUCCUCAACAACGGCGUGGUCGAUAUUGCAUUGAUCGAUGCACCCGGUCUCAAUUCCGAUUCUCUCAAGACAACGGCCGUUUUUGCUCGACAGGAAGAGAUCGAUGUCGUCGUUUUCGUGGUCUCUGCCGCAAACCACUUUACUCUCUCGGCUAAGGAGUUUAUUCUCAACGCCGCGCAUGAGAAGGCUUACAUUUUUAUGGUUGUAAACGGAUUUGAUCAAAUCCGUGAUAAACAACGAUGCGAGCGCAUGAUCCUUGAUCAAGUGGCCAAACUCAGCCCUCGCACAUACAAAGAGUCUGCCGAGUUGGUCCAUUUCGUUUCGAGUAAUGCGAUUCCUGUUGCUCCUCCCGUCGUUGUCUCGCAAUCUGGCUCUGGUGGAGGUGGUGACGGUGGUAGUUCUGACCCUCACGAUGACGGUGAUGACGAUGACAAUGACGACAAGCCCAAUUCUCGUAAGGACAAAGGUAAGGCCAAGGAGAAGGAAAAGAUCCAAGAUUUUGAAAAACUGGAAGGGGCUCUCAGGCGAUUCGUUCUUGAGAAGCGGUCUCGGUCCAAGCUUGCUCCAGCUCGAACUUAUCUGCUUAACCUUCUUGCCGAUCUCAAUUCCCUUGCUACCGUCAACCGUGAUGUUGCUGAGUCGGAGCUCAGGCGGGUGACGGACGAGCUUGCUGAGCUUGAGCCCGCUUAUGAAAACGGCAAAAAGAAGAAGAGCGAACUUUCUGACGGCGUGGACAAAGCUAUUGACGAUUCGUGCGCGGAUGUGUAUAAUCACACUCGAUCCACUCUGUCUAACACCAUUGCGCGGGUCUCUGAAGCUGACCUUGGUGUCGAAUACCCUGGUCUCUUUGCGGUUUUCCAGUAUGCAGAGGACUUGAAACUCGCGAUGCUGGAUCAGAUUUCCGCAGCUGUCGCUGGCUGUGAGGAUUACGCUCGUGACAAGACUGUUAAGGGGGUUGGCUUCAUUCAAAACAUUGGACUUUUGCAUGUUGGGGAGGACAAAUUCUCCCCUCUCAAUUUCCGUGCGGAUCUUAUGUUCCGCCGGGGUCGUCGCCACACCUUUGGCCGACAGGUCGACACUGAAGUCGACUUCUGGGAUUUCUUCGAUAUCGCAGGUCUCUGGGAACGCCAAGAAAAGAUGGCAGGGACGGGCGUUGCCAUGACUGCAGUGACUAUGCUGGGUGGUCGGGCCCUCAGUGGCUUUAGCUGGGUUGACAGUGCAUUCAGUGCGGUCAAGUUCCUCGGUCCGAAAAACUUGCGCCGUCUAGUCCUUCCUGGUCUCUUUGCCGCUGCUAUCUUGACCACAGCCUACGUGCUGUCAUCCAUCCCUACGACUUUGCCUCCACGUUUAUCCCACAAGAUCGCAGCAACUCUUUCUGAUAUGGACUAUGUUCAUUCAAAUGCCAACCGAAUUUCCUCUGAGGUCAGACGUAUUCUCCGCCUGCCCGCAAACAAUUUGCAGGCCAGUCUGGCUCAAGAUAUCGAGGACCUUGCCCGGCGCAAGCAGGAGGUCGGCAAGGUAAAGCAGGAAAGCGAUGUUGCUCUUAAGUACUUCGCAAACCUUUUCCGUGAAAGUGGCGAGAACCGUCGCUCUGUGGAGGAUCUUGACCUUGACGGCCCGCUUCCUGGUGGCAUGGGUGCUUACGAGGCAUGA